This is a messenger RNA of Saxophila tyrrhenica, 1785 nucleotides long. RefSeq lists its product as uncharacterized. The coding region runs from base 1 to 1785 and encodes 594 amino acids. The record is from RefSeq and is a predicted model, not a curated record. The transcript has a single exon. Lineage: Eukaryota; Fungi; Ascomycota; Dothideomycetes; Mycosphaerellales; Extremaceae.
AUGGCCAACUCUAUCCUCCUCUCGCGAUCCCCUCAGCACAAGACCUUCUCAGCGACAGCAAAUGUGUACGCACCUCUCAAUGACGCCAAAACAGGAAUCCGCGUACUCGAACUUCAACCGGGACAAUGGCACGAGGAGCUUCGAGGGACUCUUCGGAUCGUAUCUCUGAAGACGAACCCUCUCUACGAGGCUCUAUCAUACACCUGGGGAGCCCAAACACAGAGCGGACCACGAGAGCCUAGUCGAGGUGGCCGCACUCUCAUCAACGACAAUCUGUACUAUGCUCUCCGACGCUUACGCUGGCGAGCCGCUGUCCGGACAUUGUGGAUCGAUGCUUUGUGCAUUAAUCAGCAGAAUGACGAUGAGAAGGGUCACCAGGUUGCGAUCAUGGGCAAGAUCUACAGACUUGCUACUACGGUGUUCGUUUGGCUUGGCGAAUACCCCAAUGCUCAAGCCAAAGACGAGCGCGACACACUUACGCCGCACUGGGGCCGAUUCUCUCGCUUGAAUUCCCGGGGGAAGAAGUUCGCUGAGCUUCUCGACUCGACACUUCAGCAUGCACAACCGAAAUGGCACGAUAGGGCAUGGAUCGUCCAGGAGUUUGUGCUGGCUCGAAGAGCGAUCUUCUGCUUUGGCCCAAUCAGCUUUCCGUUCGACAAGCUGUACUUGCAAGAUCUUACCGAGCGGCUGCCACGACAGAUGGAUCACCUACUCGCUUUCUUCUACCGGAUCUCCGACAUGGUCAAGCUUGAGAUUGGGAUCAGGAAUAAUGGGGUCCAGAGCAUUCACGACGUCGUGCUCUACACCAGCACAGCAUCCUGCAAGAAUCCCUCAGACAAGGUCUACAGCGUCCUCAGUCUGAUCGAUCCGAAAGAAGCUUCGAUGAUGCCGGUCGACUACCGCCUGUCUCCGGUACAGGUCUUUGCUCGAGCAACGUAUGCGGCCAUCGUAGUGCAAAGAACCUUCGCCAUUCUUGAGCUCAUCGGCUUCAAGAACACUUCCGUCCACCGGCAGUCAUCUUGGACAGUUGACUUCACCUCCGAACAAGACUCCAUGGACGGACAGCUGCACAUCUAUCUCAAGCAAGGCAUCGACUGGUCCGCUGAGCGCUACAGCAUUCACCAGUGCGUUUCACUGAGCGCGGACGCUCGAUACUUGACAGUCACAGGCUACACUCUAAGCAAGAUCGGCAGCGUCCUGCCAUUACCGAACGCAAGCCUGAAUGCUUCCGGCGACACAGCUGUGCAGUUUGCUGCUCAUUUGAGUAGCCUUCUGCAAUCCACCUUCCAUCACCACUACUCCACCUCAGCUCACAUUCCCGACGCUAGAAGCGUCCUCACCAAAGAUAACUUCCUCGUCGGCGGCAGCAAGACACAGAUCCUCACCAUCAUGAACGCCGCCCUCGCCAUCUGGGAGGGCCUUACCAACCCUUCUUCACAACGCACGCCGUACUGGCAACUCAGUCGCAACCAAAAAUACGCCCAAGAAACUUCAGCUGCUGGCGGCGAGCCGGGUUUCGUGCUCAGCUACGCCAAAUUCGUCAGCGGUGGUGCGAUGGUGUUUGCGCUGAGCGGUGGGCUGAUUGGGGUGGCGCCUGCGACUGUUGAGCCUGGGGACCGUGUGGUACUGGUAAUUGGAAGUCGACUGCCAGUGGUACUGAGGAGGGCUGCCGGGGGCUACUGGGUGUUUAGGGGGUUUGUUUGGGUGCAUGGACUGGUGGGUGGAGGGUUCAUGGAGCAGAUCAUGAGAGGAAGGGUUGGGGAGGAGAGGUUUUUGCUGUGCUAG